Paramacrobiotus metropolitanus is the source of this 1907-nucleotide messenger RNA. Its product is annotated as ras-related protein Rab-27A-like. Gene Ontology annotation, molecular function: GTPase activity; GTP binding. The transcript has 7 exons. The record is from RefSeq and is a predicted model, not a curated record. Gene Ontology annotation, cellular component: melanosome; secretory granule. Gene Ontology annotation, biological process: positive regulation of exocytosis; melanosome transport. Lineage: Eukaryota; Metazoa; Tardigrada; Eutardigrada; Parachela; Macrobiotidae. The coding region runs from base 911 to 1693 and encodes 260 amino acids.
GACUGAUGGUUAAUUGUGCACUACUACCCGCUGGGCGCUGCACUCGGAAAGAGAUUCGCUUUGCAAAAAAUUGUCAGCUUUUUCUAAGGCAAUUUCGAUUUGAUCGCUAGAAUUAUGAAAUUUCUUAAAUGUCUCAAGGACUGAUUUUUAUUUUUGGUCCAGGCACUCCGAUCCCUAACGUGCCAUUCUCUAAUGUUUUCCUGGAGUGUUUGCGACUUCCCAAUCUCGGCGUUUGGUUUGAUCUUUUCGAAAACGAAGUUGGUGAUCGAGGGCACAGUCGGAUUCGCCGUCUGACGACUGUCAGCGACGAAGCUGCGGAUAUUGUUGAUAUUCUGUUGCCCGCUUUAAGGGCCACAUUCGCAGCUCAAGGAAAGGAUAUAAGGGUUGGUUGGUUCGGGCAACGCAGCCCGUGCCCAGCGAAUUAGUACUGGCGUAACGUACGCCAGAUCCAGCAGCGAGUGAGAGGAAUUUCCGGAGUUGGGCUUGUUGAUUUUAAUCACUCAUUUAAUCUCGUCAUUGCCGUGGCAUCCGGUUGUCGUUGCAGCGGCUGGAUCCCUCCUGGUUUGAUGAAGAUCGUCUCUGAUCUCCUUGAUGAACGCUGCCACACACUGCACAGCAGUUCCACCUCAAAGUCGCUGUCCUGCUGACUAUCAACUCCCGCCUAAAUCCCGUACUCCCCUCCCCGUUUUCCCGGCCAGUUAACGCGCUCUUUUAUUUUAACCUGUCGCUGUGCCCAUAAACCGAUCGAAGUUUAAGUGGGGGAUUCAUUAAAGCCAGCCCGUACACUGCGGCGCGUGUAAAUAAGUACGCAACCAAGCCUGUCUGUAUAGCCGGGUGUUACGUCAUCGCACCGGUGAGCAUUAUAGGCCUGUAUGCACAGCAGCAGCGGAUAUUGGACAACAGCAGAAAAAUGGGUGUUGAACCAGUCGCUGUCGUGUCAAGCGUCAGUGCUGCUGCGGCUGAUCAUCCGGGCACCACUGGUGAUAACAACAAUUCCAAAUACCCAUCUGAUCCCGCCGCCAUGACUUCGGACUACGAUUAUCUGGUGAAACUGCUGGCGCUGGGUGAUAGUGGUGUGGGCAAGACCAGCUUCUUAUGCCAGUACACGGACGGCGUCUUUCAGUCGCGCUUCGUAUCAACAGUUGGCAUCGAUUUCCGGGAGAAGCGUGUUAUUUACCGCUCACCUGAUAAUUCCAGCCGGCCACAUCGGGUUCAUCUGCAGCUGUGGGAUACUGCCGGACAAGAGAGAUUCCGUAGCCUGACCACGGCGUUUUUUCGUGAUGCAAUGGGCUUCCUUUUGAUGUUCGAUGUGACCAGCGAGGAUUCCUUCUUACACGUUCGCAGCUGGCUGGAACAGCUGCGCACCCAUGCGGCCACUGAAACACCGGAUAUUGUGUUAUGCGGCAACCAGGCCGAUCUGGACUCCCGUCGGAAAGUGAGUGAAGCGCGUGCAGGGGAGUUUGCCAAGCAGCACGGCAUGCCGUGCUUUGAAACCAGUGCCUCUACUGGGCAGAGUGAUACCGCAUGCGUGGAUGUAUUGGAGUUGGUGAUGGUGCGAAUGGAGGAGUCGCUGGAUAAAAGAAGCAAAGCCGGUGGUGCACGCCAGAAAUCCAUCCAGCGUAUUACUCUGCAGGAUUCUCUGGAACGCCGGACAGCAAAGGACGACGUUCAUCCACAUGAUGUUAAGUGUUAACUCGACUGACAUUUCUACUUUCUGCCACGUUGGUCCUUUUUGGGGUUGCUGGUGGUUUUGUUUCUGCUAACUUGUAAGGAUAUGCGACAUAGCAACGAUUAAAUUAAAUUUUAUGACGGGGUAAGGUUUAUGCAGUCCAGUUCAUCUUCCUGUGAGUUGUAAGUACUCUAUCAAACAGUAAAAGCCAAGGGCGUUUAAUUGGACGAUAAAAUUA